AUGACUUCACGAUUUCUCGACGUUAUUAAUGAAGAUGGAAAAAUAUUGCUACCCAUUGAAGGUUAUCAAAAUGUUGAUUUACUGCCGCUCGAACAAGCCCUUUUGCCAGUCGGUCAUCUUUUUCACCCUGAUAGUCUAAGAUCAAACAUUUGGGUGGCAAAGCAACGAUCUGAAUCUCCUCCAAAUGGUCUAACUACGGAUGAAUCGGCGUCCAUAAUGCUGUAUACUAUUGACUGGACACCUAACAAUCAUAGUUUAUACCAUAUUUUAAAUCAGACAUUACGUUUAGAAGAUCGAAAGAAAUUAAAACCUUGGUUCGCUUAUCUAAAAUUAAUUUUGACAGCUCUCUCAAAAUUACCAUCUGUCACAAAAACUGUUUACCGUGGUGUGAGAGUUGACCUGAGACUUCAAUAUCCAUGUGGAAAAAAAAUAUUCUGGUGGGGUUUUAGCUCAUGCACGGAUACCAUGAGUGUUGUCCAAUCUGAACAAUUUUGUGGUAAAAAUGGCCCAAGAACGCUAUUUUCUAUUGAAUGUUUAAAUGGAAAAUCGAUUACACAACAUUCGUAUUACAAAACUGAAAAUGAAAUAUUGUUAUUACCCGCUAUUUAUUUUGAAGUUCAUAGUCAAUAUGAUGCCGGUAAUGGACUUCAUAUGAUUCAACUAAGAGAAAUAACACCGCCCGGCAUUUUUCUGCCACCUGCUGGCAAAAUACCACCCUCACAAUCUGAUAACCAGUCGACGACUCUCAAGCAAUCGAGUGAUAAUAGUAAGUUCAUCCAUAACUAUCUCUGA
Messenger RNA from Didymodactylos carnosus, 792 nucleotides. The record is from the annotation of a GenBank genome assembly. NCBI's taxonomy places the organism in Eukaryota, Metazoa, Rotifera, Eurotatoria, Philodinida, Philodinidae.